UACGUGCCACGAUUCAAGCGCUCAACUUCCACGCGAACAGCAGCAUGCAGGCCGUCGAGAACUACCGCGGUCGGCCCUUCGCGGCCGCCAAGUCAGCCCCGCUGGAGCAGCUGAGGCAGCAGCCGGGGCCGUUGCAGGCGCCUCGCGGCUGGCCGUCUUCGUCGUGGCGCAGCGGCGGCGGCGGCGGCGAUUUCCUAGCCUGCGGCGCGACGUGCGUCCUGAUCGCGGUCGUGUGCCUGGUGCUGUCGGUCACGCUGGUCUGUCUGCUUACGAUAGCCUACGCGAGCGAUGGCGCCGACGGAGUCCGCGCGAGCGUGACCACAGUUGCCGCCGUCGACCGCGGGAUAGCAACCCAGCCUUUCGCCGACGAGGCAGCGCAGGCGCUCAGCGUAGACUCGUACGCUCAAAUCGAAGGCGCCUCACUCCGACACGUCGGUGCAAGACACGGGGGACCGCCAGCGCGAGUCUUCAGCAGGGGAAAGCUCUACUACCGCGCUGCCUACCUGGACGAAGAUAACGGGUACCUUUACGUGGGAGCCAUGGAUUACUUGUUCAAGCUCCAGCUGGUGGACAUCAACAAUGGCGUCCUCAAGGAACUGAACCUGCCUGCUCGACAAGACUCGGUGCUACGGUGUAAGGCCAGAGGGGUGCGUCCGAUGGGCUCGGAAGUGGACUGCCACAACCACAUACGCGAGGUGCACCCGAUCCGCGAUGGCAGCACUUUGUACAUCUGCGGGACCAACUCCUUGGCUCCCACCAACUGGCAAGUGCAAGCUGAAGACCUGACGCUGCUGCCACCGGAGCAGCAGGUGCGUAUCGAGCAAGACAGCAACACCGGCAAGGCCAUCGGGUGCCCUUACGACAUCCUUCAGAACACCUCGGCAUUGUGGGUUGAGGACGAGCCCGAGAAAAAUACUUCGUUCGUGAUCGCCUUAAGACCACUGGACCAGCACGGAGACAACUACGCGAUCUCGAGAACGGAAAUCUUUGACUCGAGAACAGGCUCACGCAUCUACCACUACCUGACAACCCAAGUGGGUGACAUCACUAUGCUGAACGAGCCCCACUCCGUUGGCGCGUUCGCGCUGCGUGAGCACGUGUAUUUCGUCUUCCGCGAACAAGGCGUGGAGCGCGCGGCCUGCGGCAGCUGCGCCAUCUCAACUCUGGCGCGACUCUGCAAGAACGACCUUGGACACGGGAUCAGUGAACGCCGGUGGACCUCAUUCAUGAAGCUCCGUCUCCAGUGCCUCGACACGGCGAAUCCACGAAAAUCGGGCUCUCAAUUGUUCAGCUUCGACGAAAUACGUGACUCUUACUUGGUUCCUGACUUGGAGGGUGGCUUGCUGCUCGCCGUCUUUGUCACUAUCACGCACCGCUAUCCGCAAUCGGCCGUAUGCGCCUUCCGAAUGACCGACAUCGGACGUGUGUUCGGCAGAAGCGACUUCUUCGAACAGUACAAGGGCGACACGUACAGGCUCCUCAAGAGGGCCACGAACGUGCCCACCCAUCGGCCGGGCGCCUUUUGUCCGCCGGACUCUCGGUCCACGGGCUUCGAGGGGCCUCGCUUCCUGGCAGAUCACCCGCUGCUCGCGGACCCGGCACCGCAGCGCCACAACCGGACAUUCUUCGCGCGCAGUGGUGUCGUCUUCAGUAGCCUGGCGGCGUUCGAGCUGAAUGAAGAGUUGGGCACUUGGCUCGUCUGUUACGUGGCCACAGAGGACGGUAGGGUGCUGAAGCUGGCCGAAAAACAGUCUACCGAUGACCGAGUGCCGACCUCUGCCCGCGUGGUGGACUCCUUCAAUGCCGCUGCCGAACCGAUACGAAAGAUGCUGGUCUCACUGAAGCACCGCAGCCUAUACGUGUUUUCUGACGGCGGGGUCAAUCAGUACCGGCUGGAUGCCUGCGCGGGACGCCAUGCGGACUGCGCGUCUUGCGUGCAGGAUCCAUUCUGCGGGUGGAAUGGCGCCCGUUGCUUACCUCACAGCAGCGAACCCUACGCUUCCACUGCGCGGGUGUGCUGAAGAUGAACGGCGGCGGCGGAUUUUGUUUUUUAUGUUUGCAACUUGCGAUAUUUUAUAGCCGUUUGCGACCACACCAACCAUCACCAACACGGUAUUACCAUGUUAUUACGACAAUCUUUUCGACGUCGAUUAAUUGCAACCAAUAUUUUUAUAGAAUAGUUAUCUCGAACGUGCACGUGUUAACAUAAAUUAUUUCCAGGCUGCUU
This is a messenger RNA of Dermacentor albipictus, 2227 nucleotides long. Its product is annotated as semaphorin-2A-like. Gene Ontology annotation, biological process: positive regulation of cell migration; negative regulation of axon extension involved in axon guidance; neural crest cell migration. The record is from RefSeq and is a predicted model, not a curated record. Gene Ontology annotation, molecular function: semaphorin receptor binding; chemorepellent activity. NCBI's taxonomy places the organism in Eukaryota, Metazoa, Arthropoda, Arachnida, Ixodida, Ixodidae.